GGCCAUUCAGAGGAGAGCAAAGUGAGGAAUAUGAAAUCAGCCAAGCAGCAAUUGAAUCACAGCCAAUGUGGGGAGAGCCAGCCUCCCCUGAGCCCCCUGCGGUCUGCUCUCAAUUCAGUGGUAACUUCUUCCCAGGCCUAUGAGACCUACAUUGAUAAUGGACUCAUAUGUCUCAAACACAAGAUUAGAAAUAUUGAAAAAAAGAAGCUCAAACUAGAAGAUUAUAAGGAUCGCCUGAAAAAUGGAGAGCCACUCAAUUCAGACCAAUUGGAGGCAGUAGAAAAGUAUGAAGAAGUAUUACAUAACUUGGAAUUUGCCAAGGAGCUUCAAAAAACUUUUUCUGGACUCAGCCAAGAUCUCCUGAAAGCCCAGAAGAAGGCUCAGAGAAGAGAGCACAUGUUAAAACUUGAGGCUGAGAAAAAGAAGCUCCGGACUAUAUUUCAAGUUCAGUAUGUCUUACAGAACUUCACACAAGAACACGUACAAGAGGACUUCAAAGGUGGCUUGAAUGGUGCAGUGUAUUUGCCUUCGAGAGAACUAGACUACCUCAUUAAGUUUUCAAAACUCACAUGCCCUGAGAGAAACGAGAGUUUGAGUAUUGAAGACCAGAUGGAACAGUCAUCACUCUACUUUUGGGACCUCUUGGAAGGCAGUGAGAAAGCAGUGGUGGGAACAACAUACAAACACAUGAAGGAUCUAUUGUCUAAACUGCUGACCUCUGGCUAUUUUGAAAGUAUUCCAGUUCCCCGAAACAACAUUAUAAAGCAGAAAGAAGAAUUGGAUGAAGAAAUCCGAGGAAAAUCAGAGAAGAAACAGUUAUUACAGACAGAAUCUGUUAAAGAAUCAGAAUCUCUUAUGGAACAUACACAGCCUGAGAUACAACCACAAGAGUUUCUCAACAGACGCUACCUAUCUGAAGUUGAGUAUUCAAGCAAGAAACCAGAAGGACAGCAAUCUUGGGAAGAAGGUUAUACCAGGAAGCCAAAUCUUACAAAAUGCUGGGAAGUGAUUGCUGAUUUAGAAGGGCAGAAGAAGCUGGAGUCCCUGAUGUCUUGGGAUUCUGUUAAGCAGCAGGAGACUGCAAAACCUGUGUUAACUCCAGAACAGGAUAAUAAGGAGAGUCCAAAAUCUGCUACUAUUGAUCUUCAGGAAGAACAGAAGACCCAAGAAAUCUCUAAAUCCAACAUAGUUCAUGGCACAUGGGAACAAGACAUUCCUAAAUCUAAUGCAGUCUGUGGUCAAGGGGAACAGAAGAAAAAAGAGUCACUAAAGCCCUGGGUUGCUCCUCUGCAGAAAGAGUUGGAGCCAAAGAAACAGACUUCCAAAUCUUGGACUUCUGCACAGAAUGAACAGAAGGCCAUUAGGUCCUGGCCAACGUCAGUUCAUGAAGAACAGGAUACAAAGCCACCUGAGAUUCCAGAGCCAUGGGAAGCCAAAGUUGAGAGUCAAAAACAGGCUUUACGGCCGCAGUUACAAUCUCCUUCAAAGUCCUGGAGACCUCCAGCAGCAAGCCUUGUAAUGAAUGGGCAACUGAUGACCAGAAAGUAUGAUUCAGAAUCCAAAGAUGUGCCUAAGCUUUUGAAUCAGUCUGCCGAUACCCCUUCUGCCCCUCCAAAUGAUUCAGUUCUAAGGAAAGAAAAGCUUCAGGAUCUGAUGACUCAGAUUCAGGGAACUUAUAACUUUAUGCAGGAAUCAGUUUUGGAUUUUGACAAGCCUUCAAGUGCAAUUCCUUCACCACAGCUGCCUUCAGUUAUUCCAGAUAGUCCUGAAGCUUCCAUAGAACAGAAACUACCCAACCAAAAUGACUUUCUUCAAGAGCCAUUACAAGCUGCUGCUUCUCCUGUUAAGCAUAAUACAAAUUCUUUAGUGAUUGCUGAUCAAGCUUCUUCUGGAUCUGAAACAGAGCUAGAGACUCCUCAGGUAUUCAAUGUGAAUGCACCUUUGCCUCCACGGAAAGAACAGGAGAUAAAAGACUUGCCUUAUUCAAGUGGGUAUAAUCAGAGUUACACUACAGCAAGUACACAGACAGCACCCCAGUGCCAGUUGCCAUCUACACAUGUGGAGCAAACUACUGUCUCCCAAGAGCAGACUGCAAACAGUCAACCUGAUGGAGCAAUUCAAGUAAGCAGUGGUAGCCUUGCUUUUUAUCCUGCACAGACUAAUGUGUUCCCCAGAUCCACCCAAUCAUAUCUUAGUAACCGAGGAUCUAUUAGAGGAUGUACUCGUGGUGGGAGAUCACUGACAAAUUCCUUUCGCUCCCCUGGUGGGUAUAAAGGUUUUGAUACUUACAGAGGAUCCCCUGUCAUUGCCAAUGGCAGUUAUAGUCACCUGCAGUUCCAAGCUAGAGAAUACCCUGGAACACCAUAUUCCCAAAGGGAUACUAAUUUCCAGCAGUGUUAUAAACGAGGAGGACUCUCUGGUGGUUCCCGUACAAAUUCAAGAGCAGGGUGGAGUGAUUCUUCUCAGGUGAACAGUCCAGAACGAGAAAAUGAAACCUUCAACAGUGUUGACUCUGGACAGGGAGACUCUCGUAGCAUGACCCCUGUGGAUGUGCCCGUGACAAGUCCAGCAGCCACCAUUUUGCCAGUACAUGUAUAUCCUCUCCCCCAGCAGAUGAGAGUUGCCUUCUCAGCAGCUAGAACCUCUAACUUGGCCCCUGGAACUUUGGACCAGCCUAUUGUGUUUGAUCUUCUUCUGAACAACUUGGGAGAAACUUUUGACCUUCAGCUUGGUAGAUUUAAUUGUCCAGUGAAUGGCACUUAUGUUUUCAUCUUUCACAUGUUAAAGCUGGCAGUGAAUGUUCCAUUGUAUGUCAAUCUGAUGAAGAAUGAAGAAGUUUUAGUAUCGGCUUACGCUAAUGAUGGUGCUCCAGACCAUGAAACUGCUAGUAAUCAUGCAAUUCUUCAGCUAUUCCAGGGAGACCAGAUAUGGUUACGUUUGCAUAGGGGAGCGAUUUAUGGAAGCAGUUGGAAAUAUUCUACUUUUUCAGGAUAUCUCCUUUAUCAAGACUGAAAACCUACUAUAGAUUUAUACUAGAUAAAAGUUCCUUAUGAUUGAGGAUCCAAGGAGAAAUUGACCAUUUGCUUACGAUUGAUUUCAGGAAAAAUAUUAUUUCUGGAGGAAUUAGGAGGUACUAUUCCUUUUUUCUUUUCAUCUUCCCAUUCCCUGCCCUCCCUAAGUGAAAUCCUAAAGUUGAAUUACUAACUCAGCAUUGAUCUAGCACCUCAUAAAUUGUGAUGCAGCCUUGCUAGUAAAGCUGUGAAUGUAUGUUAUUUGCCAUGAAUCUUAAAAACUGUAUCAAUGUUCAAGCUUACUACACUGAUUGCCUCCAGUUGAGUAAAG
Vombatus ursinus (common wombat) is the source of this 3342-nucleotide messenger RNA. RefSeq names its product caprin family member 2 (gene CAPRIN2). Gene Ontology annotation, cellular component: cytoplasm. Lineage: Eukaryota; Metazoa; Chordata; Mammalia; Diprotodontia; Vombatidae. The record is from RefSeq and is a predicted model, not a curated record. The coding region runs from base 31 to 3012 and encodes 993 amino acids. The transcript is spliced from 17 exons. Gene Ontology annotation, biological process: positive regulation of canonical Wnt signaling pathway. Gene Ontology annotation, molecular function: signaling receptor binding.